Trichoderma reesei QM6a is the source of this 447-nucleotide messenger RNA. RefSeq lists its product as uncharacterized. The annotation marks the transcript as partial. The record is from RefSeq and is a predicted model, not a curated record. Lineage: Eukaryota; Fungi; Ascomycota; Sordariomycetes; Hypocreales; Hypocreaceae. The transcript is spliced from 2 exons. Gene Ontology annotation, molecular function: RNA binding; translation initiation factor activity. Gene Ontology annotation, cellular component: cytoplasm. Gene Ontology annotation, biological process: translational initiation.
GGCGGCAAGAACCGCAGACGAGGAACCAAGGAGAACGAUGACCAGCGCCGAGAGCUGACCUUCAAGGAGGACGGCCAGGAAUACGCCCAGGUCGUCAAGAUGCUUGGCAACGGCCGACUCGAGGCUAUGUGCUUCGACGGCAGCAAGCGUCUCGCAAACAUCCGCGGCAAGAUGCGCAAGAAGGUCUGGAUCAACCAGGGCGACAUCAUCCUCCUCUCCCUGCGAGACUUCCAGGACGGCAAGGGCGACGUCAUCCUCAAGUACACCGCCGACGAGGCCCGCAACCUCAAGAACCUGGGCGAGCUGCCCGAGAACGCAAAGAUCAACGAGACGGACACGUACGGCCAGGACGGCGACGACAACGCCGGCUUCGAGUUCGGCGCUGACGACUCCGAGUCCGAGUCCGACUCUGGCGAGAAGAAGGAGCUCGACAUUGACGACAUCUGA